AUGGCAAGUCCGUCUGUAAUUCAAACAAGAGAAGGAGAAUGGACGUCAGAAAAAUACUGGAAUGUUUUGGGCGUAAAUAUUCCAGACAUUUUCACCAACGAUCCAGCAUUGCUAGCUGACUACAUUGUCUAUUUCGACACGCGAGCGGACGAUGUUUUUGUGGUUUCGUAUCCUAAGUCAGGUUCGUUUAUCAUAAUUAUAAUUUUAUAUACUGAUAAUUUAAGAGUUUCUGCCACGACAGUUCGCGUUGAGUUCAAAUGUCCUUUUCUGGAGGUCGACCUAGUCUUAAUGACUAACGAACGACCGUUCAUCAAACUCUCAGGGUGUACAAAACAGGGGCACCCAACGAGGGUAUAGUUCAAAACCACUUAACAUAGCAUUGUUGAACGUAUUUUAGUAUUUAAACGGUAGAUAUAGGCAUAUUUUUAUCCCCUAAAAACUUUUCAUCUGUUCGGAUUUCCUAGCUGAAAGUCUAGUGAUCCGAAAAUUAUAGGGAUCAAAACUUACCUUUUCGAAAAUUUCAGCCAGGAAAAGGCUUCCGAAAAUUCUAGGUGGCCUUUUUUAGGGUAAAUAUCCGUUUAAAAUGGGUAAUUAUACCAUUUUGUAGAUGUUCGAAAAUCCUAGAAGAGGCAGGCAAGGAAGAAAUUUUACAACAAAUGUUCCGAAAAUUCUAGUUCUCAAAUCGUCUUCCGAACAGAUAUUUUCCCGAAAAUUGCCGUUGGGUGCCCCUGACAAAAGCGAAAUUUUCUAUCCUGGGGAAGUUUGACUUUGAUUUCAUUUGCAUUAAUAGCACGAGUCGCCCUUGUUUAUUCAUUGUAGAAUCAUCAUAAAAUAUAUUAAAAGCAGGUAAUAUAAUAUAUAGGACGUAAAUGCUAGCCACGACUCGACACGACCAUUGGUCAGUUCGCCCCUUGGGCAAAUUUUGAGCAUGGAAUCCUGCGUCCUGGAUCCUGGACAUGGGAAUUGGGAAUACACCUCAAGGAAUCCAGAAUCCAAGUUCCACCAAGCCACAAAUGGCUCAUAGUUCCACUGACAAAGACUGAAAUGCAGUACCUGGAAUCUGGACUCCACGACGUGGAAUCCAGAAUCCAAGACUGUCUUGGAUUCCUUUCCAUGGGGCGAAUUUGAAGAUCUUUUUUGAAAUAGUCCGGAUGUACUUAACUGACCACCACAGAAGAUACUAUAACAUACGAUAAUACCGUAAAAUUCCGAAAAUAAGUCCCUCCAUGUAUAAGCCCUUCCAAAUAUAAGCCCCCCAAAGUCGUAACUCGAAAAACCCUCCGUUAAAUCGCCCCUCCGAAUAUAAGCCCCCUGGGGGGCUUGUACUUGGAAUUUGCCCUCGAAUACAAAGUAAAACAAAGAAAAAAUGGUAAAUUUCCUUCCCACUGCAAGCUAGCCGAAUCGAUUUUGAAACGCAAAUUUCCCUCCGUACAUGAGCCCCUCCGAAUAUAAGCCCCUCCAAAAAAAAGCCCCUCAAAAAGGGCUCUUGAAAAAUAUAAGCCCCAGGGCUUAUUUUCGGAAUUUUACGGUAUGCUCUUUCUUUGUCAACCCGAAGUUUUGCAUAAGCAUUGUCUUCAGUUUCUCUUGGGGCCAUUUUAACUCCCAAGAUAAACUGAAAAAAAAGUGCUUUUGCAAAAUUUUGGGAUAACAAAAAAGAGCAUUAUGGUUUUUUAUAGUAUUUUCUGAAGUAUUCAAUUAGAACAUAGUUACUCUUAUAUAUUUCAGGGUCACAUUAAGCAGGAUUCUAUACCUGGUUUGCAAGUCUUUUUCCUUAGAAAUGAGGAGGAAGCCUACCAAUAGUUACAUAAAGAGUUCCAUCGCUCGAUCUUGACAAACCCAUUUUAAAGGACUAAAUGGAAGAGGGAGGAGAGGUUUCCACGCUGGGAACGAGGUUGACCUCGUAGCUCUUCUAAUUUCCAUCAUGUUUACUUUUAUCAUUCAUUAUCUAGGGACAACUUGGGUACAAGAAAUUGUUUGGCAAAUCUACAACGAGGGAGCAAUCAGCAGCGAAAAGCAAAUAUAUCGAUUCCCAUUUCUAGAGGAUACCGCCUGUAAUAUGAGCGAACACAUGCAAAUUGAUUUCAAAGCACUGCCAAGUCCUCGCCUGAUUAAGUCCCACCUAACCUACAGCACUACUCCAAGAAGUGCAAAUAAAGAUGAUCAGUGUAAAUAUAUUUACGUUGCUCGCAACCCAAAAGAUGUGGCAGUGUCAUAUUUUCAUUUCACGGAGCACUGGAAGAAGGAAGGAAACGGUUACAAUGGACCAUGGGAAUUUUUCAGCAAGUUAUUCAUAGAGGGAAAUGGUAGGUCUUUGUAUUUCCCAGGCAAAUAAGGAUUGUUUUGACCAGCAGGUUUUGAGUGCAUUUAUUUGAAACGGAACCCAGACACGUUAAAAGGGGCAGCUCAGUCCGUUUUGUUUGGUAUAAAAAACCAAACUAAAGUAAUAACGUUAGUUAGGUCGACACUUGACACUCGCUUCAAGAAGUGAUAAACCCCUGCCCUCCAAGUGGCUACGUUAAACACGUCUCAGAACAGAGAAUAAGAACCAAAGUCAAACUCUGUCCACGUUUAGUGUCGACGCCGGGUUGUAUUGGGGGGGGGGGCGGGGGGUAGUGUAAGAUGGAGUGGAAUCGACGUUUCGUUGCACUAGCGAGGGGGGAGGGGUUGCUGAUCUUGCCUAAUUAGGCAUAGAAGUUGACUGCAUGGUGUAAAUAAUGGGUUACAAUACAAGACCUUGAUAUUUGUCCCAACCGAAAUGUCUACCAGAUUACUGAUUAAGAUAUAAGAUAGCUUAUGAAGUGAUAUAAAAAAAGGGUCAACCUUUUUUUAUCUUUUUGUUGUGUGCAGUUGGUUGGAACUUUUGGAAUGAUCACGUUCUUGGAUGGUGGAAACAAAAAGAUGAUCCCAAUGUCUUGUUUCUCAAGUAUGAAGAUUUACAUAAGGUAAUUUUGCAAUUUCGGGUUAAAAAUAAUCUAUGGCUUGUUCAAGGUGCCAGCAUAAACUUCUUCGUACAGAAGUCAGAUAUUUUUCUUUGUUUCAUGCCCGUGACAUAUGUACUGUUCACCUUCCUCACUUCUUAAGAAAGCUUUGGACGAUCCAGUUUUCCUACCGCAAAAAUGCAUAGAUCUUGAAAUGAUAUUUGAGUCUAAAGGUGUGCUGAGUGAAUUAUAUAUGUCGGUCAAUCAUGAAUUGAACGGUAAUCUAAAACAGUACAAUUUACACUCGUCCUAGGAUCUACCGUCCAAUGUACGAAGGAUUGCAAAUUUUCUGAACAAGACGCUGUCAGAUGAACUCAUAAAUCGUAUUGCAGAGCAGUGUUCUUUCAAGGGGAUGAAGAAAAAUGAGAUCAGUUACAAGUUUGAAAGCGAAGAAAAGACUUCGCCCUAUCUACGGAAGGGCGUGGUCGGAGGUUGGAAGAGUUACUUCACUCCAGAGUUAAAUGAGAGAUUUGAAAAGGAAGUGAUGGAGAAAAUAAAAGGAACUGGAUUAGAGUUUGAUUUUGAGGCAUAUUAA
Molecule: messenger RNA, 3513 nt
Organism: Porites evermanni
Lineage: Eukaryota; Metazoa; Cnidaria; Anthozoa; Scleractinia; Poritidae
Source: the annotation of a GenBank genome assembly